This is a messenger RNA of Plasmodium knowlesi strain H, 1113 nucleotides long. RefSeq names its product acyl-CoA-binding protein, putative. Lineage: Eukaryota; Apicomplexa; Aconoidasida; Haemosporida; Plasmodiidae. The transcript has a single exon. The coding region runs from base 1 to 1113 and encodes 370 amino acids. The record is from RefSeq and is a predicted model, not a curated record. Gene Ontology annotation, molecular function: protein binding; fatty-acyl-CoA binding.
AUGUUGAAAAACAUGAACCGGAAGACAGUGUUGUUUGCGAACAUCGCAUCGGCAUGCAUUAUCAUGUACGCCCUGAGGAAGUACAGCCCCGAGAAGACGAAUAGAAUAUUGAACCAAAUUGGGCAGGUGGCGAAAUGUCUACUUAAAACGCCGCAAAUUCUACUGGAAAAAUGGCUAGGAGAGUGGAAAAAAAAAAAAAUACAACUACCCGUAAUAGACAAAGACGUAAUCAUCCAUUUAAGUGACGACGAGUUGGAUAAAAAAUUCAUGCAGGCAUGCAACGCAGUGAAGAUACAUAGGAGUCACUUGAAAAUUGAGCAGUGGCUUUACUUGUAUGGCUUGUACAAGCAGAUAAUCUCCGGAGACAUGAACCCAGAUGUGUGUGAUUCGGACAAUCCAUUAAACGCAGAAGGAUGCAGUGGGGACAAAGGAGGAACACCCACGAAGAGCGGAAACGAUGGAAAUAGCUACCUAAUGGAUGCCAAAUUCAACGCGUGGAAACAGUGCCACGGAGUUAGUAAAAGAGUUUGCAAAUUUCUGUAUAUGCAAUUUGUCGAAAAGACACUCCCUCCCCAGGCCAUGAAAGAAGAAAUUUCCAAUGUAACAUUCGACUUUACGAAGACGAUGAGUAAGAUGAAGCCUCUGCAGGAGGCACUCACAGGAAUUACGGAGGGGCUCUAUGGAGAAAUCUCCCUUAACGGGAAGGAAAACGGGAAGGACAACGGCAAGGAUAACGGCAAGGACAACGGGGAGGAUGCCAACAAUUUGAGUGACCUCCUCUGCAAAAACGUAGUGCAGGCAAAUUUGCAGUACAUAAAAAAUGCAGUAAAAAAAAAACCAUACAUAAUAAACAAGAGGAAUUCGGAUGGACUGUGCGCUUUGCAUUAUGCGUGCGAUAGGGGAUACCUGGAUAUUGUAAAAAUAUUAAUAGAGUUCGGGGCCGAUGUUAAUGCAGACGAUUCUUGUGGAGACACCGCCCUUCAUAUUGCCGCUUAUUCAGGCAAGACAGAUAUCAUUGAAUACUUAAUCAGCGUAGGUGCUGAUGUAAAUAAGAAGAACUCCGAGGGGUUGACAUUCAACUCGAUACUUAGUCAAGAGGCGGAGUUGUAUUAG